Messenger RNA from Punctularia strigosozonata HHB-11173 SS5, 2495 nucleotides. Its product is annotated as amidase. Gene Ontology annotation, molecular function: fatty acid amide hydrolase activity; amidase activity. The record is from RefSeq and is a predicted model, not a curated record. The transcript has 15 exons. NCBI's taxonomy places the organism in Eukaryota, Fungi, Basidiomycota, Agaricomycetes, Corticiales, Punctulariaceae. Bases 110 to 1894 code for a protein of 594 amino acids. Gene Ontology annotation, biological process: fatty acid catabolic process.
CUUUUACUGUACGAUCCACGCCAAUCUCUGUUCCUCUCUCUCUCCGCACCUGUUCCAAAACAAAACAAACACGACUACGACACCCACGCCGGUACCCAAACGGAACGUGAUGUGGCCGUUCACGGACUCGGCGAAGCGACGCGCGGAGCGCGUCACGGCGCGCAAACGGACGGACCGCGCGUCGCUCCUCGCGCGCGCAGCGCCUUACGUUCCCGGGACGCACGAGCCCUUCGUCCGCGCGACCGCGCCGGAAAUCGUGAGGAACAUCGAGUUGGGCAGGUGGACGGCGGCGGCGGUCGUCGACGCGUACGUCGCGCGCGCCGCGGUCGCGCACGCGCAGACGAAUUGCAUCACCGAAGUGCUGUUCUCCCAGGCCAAGGAAGAAGCGGCGGCGCUCGACCGGGAGUUUGCCGAGACGAAGCGGCUGCGCGGGCCGCUGCACGGGGUGCCCGUCACCUUCAAAGACCAGUUCGACAUCAGCGGAUGGGAUAGUUCGGUCGGAUUCACGACGUGGGCCGAACAGCCCGCGACCGCCAACGCCGACAUCGUCGCGCAGGUGCGCGCCGCGGGCGGGAUCGCGCUCGCCAAAACGAACGUGCCGCAGACGAUGCUCGCGUUCGAGUGCGCCAACCCGCUCUGGGGCACGACGACCCACCCGCGCGACCCGGCUUUCACCUGCGGCGGGAGCUCCGGGGGCGAGGCCGCGCUCCUCGCCCAGGACGGCGCCGCGAUCGGCUGGGGGACCGACAUCGGCGGCUCGCUGAGGAUCCCGGCUGCCUAUUGCGGGAUAUACUCGCUCAAGCCGAGCUCGCGGCGGGUGUCGCUGCGCGGUGCCCGAGAUCCCGUCUCCGGCUUCGAAGGCGUGCGCACCGUCGCGGGUCCCAUGGCACGAUCGGUCGAGGAAAUCGAGCUCGCGUGCCGUGCCGUGUUCGGGUUCGACGACCCCUGCGCGGACGUCGUCCCGCUCCCGUACCGCGACGUCGUCCUGCCUCCCAAGCUCAAGGUUGGAUUCUGGACCGACGGUAACGUGUUACGUUCCGAACGUGAAUGGGUUUUUCGCGUUCUGAAAACGAUAUCGCGCACAGAUGGCUUCGCGAAGGCGUCGCCGGCGUGCAAGCGCGCGGUGUUGGAGGCGGUCGACGCGCUCCGGCGGGACGGGCACGAGUGCGUCGAGAUCGCCGUGCCGGGAGGUUCGGAGGCGAUGCAGCUCUUCAUGGGCCUCACGUCCGCGGACGGAUAUAGGACGGUCAAGUCGCACCUCGGACCGGAUAAGAUGGAGAGCAGCCUGACGCUCACUCUGAUCGGGCCCACGAUAUGGGGCUGGGCGCGGCAGCUCAUCGUCUGGAUGCUCCGGUACGUCAUCGGCGACGAGCACUACGCGCAGUUCGUGGAGAACGGUCAGACGAAGCGUAUGGACGAGUACUACCGCUGGAAUGUGCGACGGGACGCGUACGCGCGCAGGUUCUACGACGAGGUGUGGAAUAAGCACGGGCUGGACGGUAUCGUUUCGCCCGUGCAGGCGCUCCCUGUUCUCGCGCACGGGCAAUGCAAGAAGCUGAGCGGGCUCGCGCACGCGACCGUGCUGUACAACAUCGUUGACUGCCCCGUCGGCGUCCUCCCCGUCACGCGCGUCGACCCGAAGCGGGACGCGCUCACGCCCGAGUGGACGAAGGCGCGGCCGGGGGCCACGGGUUCGGCGCUGCUCGAGGGCAUGCUCUACCGCGACCGUCGGCCGGCGUACGACGCGGCGAAGCUGGCGGGCAUGCCUGUCGGGGUGCAGCUCGUGGGCAGGCGGUGGGAGGAGGAGAAUGUGGUGGAGAUGAUGAAGGUGCUCGAUCGCGCGCUGGGGGUGAGCAGGGGGUUCGGGCCCGGGUCGGUGAGGCCGCCGGCCUGAGUCUCUCCUCUCUUUCUCGCGGGAACCGGGCGGUUAAGGCGACACCUCUCCUCGGCCUUGGUUUAAACAUGUAACAACGCUCGUUUCGCCUUCUUUAUAUUGGUCGGUAGUAGUAUCCUGUGUAAUGGUGUCGGUUAAUACGUAGAUACCCCCCCCCCUCGUCCUCCCCCUCCCCCUCAGAUCCUUAAUCGAAUCAAACUAGUGCUUUACCUCUUUUUGGACGCCGCCGGCGUGUGAGAUACUGACGACUGAUCAAUACGCCCUUUUGCCUUCUCUCUUGUCCUUCGCCUUCUGAUCCAUCCAGGUCUUUUUGCAGUCCCUGUACGCCUGGAAGUAGUCCGUGCACGCGUCGCGGUCGUAAUCGUUCCGGUUCAAGCACUCCAUCGACGCUUUCGCCGCCGCCUCGCACGGGUCGUAGAACUUGGUGUAGGCCUGCCGACUCUUGAGCUUGGCGCGGUAGUCUUCGGGGUCGACGAGGUCGUCUGGAUCCGGGAGCGGGGCGGGUUUGGGAGGCUCUGGAGGCGCUUGAGGCUCGGACGACCACCAGCCUGUUAACCAACCCAUCGCGAGGAGGCCUGACAAUGGGAGGAGUACGGGAAAC